AAUAUGGCGGCGCUGUUGACAACAGUAACAGAGCAGUGGAUACGAGAGAAGCUACAUCUAAAUCACCAUUGCCUUGCAGAUGUGAGAUCACUGAGCAUCCCAGGAUCAUACAAGGAGAAAAUCAGACAUCUGGGAAUCUCACUAAAGAACUUUGUCCGUUUGAAAACCCUGAACCUCUCCUGUAAUGCACUAAUCUCUGUCGAGGGGGUCCAACACUUGAAGAGGCUGGAGAGGCUGAACUUGUACUACAACAGCAUUCCCUCCCUUCAGGAGGUCAAAGUGCUCUGGCAGCUGACUGCUCUGAGAGAGCUGGACCUGAGGCUCAACCCUCUGGCUAAAGCAGAUCCACACUACCGCCUGUACUUUGUGCACGCACUGUCCAACCUUCGCAGGCUUGAUGACUGUCCAGUCAGGGACAGUGAGAGAAGAGCUUCAAUCAUGCAUUUCUCCUCGGACUCUGUGCUCGGACCCCAACAGACGAGCUCCUCGGAGACAGACAUCACUGACCAGAGGAGCAGUAAGCUGAGGAUGGCCUCAGUAAAUCGCCUGGCCAAGAAGCUCUCUGUCCUGGAUGACAACGAUGACAUAGUGUUGAACCUUGUCGCUAAGAGCAACUGGGACCAAAGUGAACCUCUGUUCCUUACUGGCUCUUCCCACAAGGAGCCAGAGUCCAAGCUCUAUCAUCAGAUCAAAGAGGAGUCUUGUCAUUCCCAGUCCAAUGGUCAACGUUUGAGAGAAGGAUCUGGAAGGAAAGGUUCUUCCUCCUCAUUGAAAACGUCAGAGGGGCCGAGGGUAACCUUUAACCCCCGCGUAGAGAAACACAGCGGGACUAGCUCUGGACGGGAGGAGCGAGAGAAACUCCCCAAACACCUGAGAGUCACGGCCAAGGGCCACUUCACCCCUCACCCUGAUAAAGUUGACCAGCAGAAGUCUUCCUUAGUGAAGAUCCGCCCCCCCAGUCCAAGAAGUCCCUGUCCCAGUCGGUCUGAUGCCACCAACCCCAUCCUGCACCCUCCCAGACUGUCCUACCAUAACACCCAGCAGACAGCAGGGGGCUCCACCUCACCACAGAAACAUGCCAAGCAACAGAAGGGAAGCUAUAGGAAACCAAUGGAGAUGCUGCUGAGCCUAGUGAACAAGCACUGGACAGGGGAGAGGCCUCUGCACCAUGACAACAAUUUCCUCUCUCAGGCAGUCCAGAUCCUGUCCAUGAUGGAACAAGACAUCUUCAGUGGAGAAGCCGAGGUCAGGACGUUGAGAGGGAACGUUGAAGAGCUGAAGGAGCAGGCAGAGAUACGAGACCAAGACCACAGGACAGAGACCCAUAGACUAACUACACAGCUGGAGGAAGCACACAUGUCUGUUGACAGUUUGAAUGAGCAGCUGAGGAUACUAUUGGAGGAUAACGUCUCUCUACAGAAGCAGAUGAUCAGAUUAGAAAAACAAUAUCUCAACUCUAUGAUGAAAAGUUCACCCAACACUGAGAUAUGUGAGAAACAGGCAGAGGUGGAUGAGCUGAGGAAGAAAGUAUCAGAGCUGAGGGAGAAGGUUGAGGAGGGGGAGAGAGUCAAGGAGCUGGCAGGUAUGCUGCAGGAGAACCACAGGUCACUGGUUGCAACUAAUGAGCAUUUGCUGAGAGAAUUGGAGGGGACUGGGAGACGGCUCUGAGUAGGAGAGGGAGGGGCAGCUACACGUCACAACUACAACAACUAGAGAGAACAGGAGGAGACUAGGAGACGGCUCUGAGUAGGAGAGGGAGGGGCAGCUACACGUCACAACUACAACAACUAGAGAGAACUGGAGGAGACUAGGAGACAGCUCUGAGGAGCUACACGUCACAACUACAACAACUGGAGAGAACUGGAGGAGACUGGGAGACGGCUCUGAGUAGGAGAGGGAGGGGCAGCUACACGUCACAACUACAACAACUAGAGAGAACAGGAGGAGACUAGGAGACGGCUCUGAGUAGGAGAGGGAGGGGCAGCUACACGUCACAACUACAACAACUAGAGAUAACUGGAGGAGACUAGGAGACGGCUCUGAUGAGCUACACGUCACAACUACAACACCAGGGCCACGUUCAGUAGGUAAACGUUAUGGAACAUUGCAAAUAGAAAUGUCAUGAAUAGAGCCAAUUCCUUACUCUACAUGAUGUCAGAGAGGAAUGUUUGUUCUACAUUUCUAUCUGAACAUUCCAGAACGUUGUCCUGCUGAACGAGCACCAGCACCAGAUUCUCUUAUUUUAGCUCUAUAUACACUGCUGCCAACAUUUACACUGUUCUUCUGAUGCUC
Molecule: messenger RNA, 2292 nt
Organism: Oncorhynchus masou masou (cherry salmon)
Lineage: Eukaryota; Metazoa; Chordata; Actinopteri; Salmoniformes; Salmonidae
Gene: cep72
Product: centrosomal protein 72
Exons: 12
Coding region: 4-1668 (554 amino acids)
Molecular function (GO): protein binding
Source: RefSeq, a predicted model, not a curated record